This is a messenger RNA of Acaromyces ingoldii, 2031 nucleotides long. Its product is annotated as alpha/beta-hydrolase. The coding region runs from base 1 to 2031 and encodes 676 amino acids. The record is from RefSeq and is a predicted model, not a curated record. The transcript has 3 exons. NCBI's taxonomy places the organism in Eukaryota, Fungi, Basidiomycota, Exobasidiomycetes, Exobasidiales, Cryptobasidiaceae.
AUGAAGUCCUCAUCUUUCCUAGCAGUCCUGGGUCUCUGCGUUGGCGCCGCGGUAGCGCGACCAGCGACGGAUCUUCUCUUUCAGAACAACCUCAACUACACCGACGAUGCAAAUCACAACUCCUUUUUACUCCUAGACCAGCGCUCGACCCAAGCCCUGGCAGCGCAGGCAUGCCGUGAUGGAUUCAGCGAGACACUCGUUUCCACGCCACAGGCCAAGAGCAGCAUGUCCGACCUUGUUUCGCUACUGACCUACUACGGCACCCCGUCAGUCUGGCUUGCCGACGGCAUCCUCGAGGUCAGAGACGGCAAGCUCAAAUUCGGUCCCGCAAAGAAGGGCUCCAGCCUCCCCGCGCUCUGCACGCAGUCGACCAAGGCCUCGCUCUCGUUCCAGCCCGUCAACCAGUCUGCUACGACGACGGUCCGCAACAGCGCGACAAAGAACACAUUCACCGGCUAUCGCAAUCUCAAGUCAUUUCGUUUCCUUGGCAUCCCAUACUCGAACUCCCCUGGACGGUGGGAGUACUCUUCGCUCAACCCAAGCCGGAACCAAGCCUACAACGCCACAGCAUUCGGCCCCUCGUGCUUCCAGACGGGCUCUUCCAAGUACUCGGAGGACUGCCUCUUUCUCAAUGUCUUUACCUCGCAUUUGCCCGCCGAUGGAGCCCGAACCACCCGCCAGCUCAAGCCAACGCUCGUGUGGAUCCACGGUGGUGCAUUCACGGGUGGCUCAGGGGCCGACAACACCUUUGACGGCGCCAACAUGGUCAGUCGCGGCGACGUCGUCCAGGUCACGAUCAACUAUCGCCUCUCGACGCUUGGCUUCCUCGCCCUGCCCGGAACCAACAUCACGGGCAACUACGGCCUCGCGGACCAGAUCACUGCGCUUGAAUGGGUCAAGCACAACAUUGAGUACUUUGGCGGCGACCCCAGCCGUGUCACCAUCUACGGCCAAAGCGCCGGCGCCGGGAGCGUGCGCGCUCUGCUGGCCAGCCCACCAGCCCGUUCCCUCUUUUCUGCCGCCAUUGCCGGCUCGAAUCUGGGCGGGUACGACUACGGGACCACAUACUCCAAGUACUACACGAUCGAGCAGGAGUACCAGGCGGCAGGAAUGGCCGUCGUCAAUGCUUCGGGAUGCGAUGGGCAGGCAGAUGUUGUGGCCUGCCUCAGAGCCGUGCCGCCGAGCACGCUGGUCAACCAGAGCACCGUCGCUCGCUUCGUCGUCGUCGAUGGCAAAUACAUUGUGGCCGAUCAGCUCGACGUGAGGGACCGUUCCAAGACGGCCAAUGUGCCCACGCUCUGGGGCGUCAUGGCCGAGGACGGCGCUCCCUUCCUCCCAUAUGUCACGGCAGGCGAGACACGUCCCCAAGCGCUCCAAUCCGUCCUUCCCUCGCCCUACCAGCAGGCUGCCACGGCCAACACGUCGCUGUUUCCCAUCCCAUCGUCGACGACAAACUCGUCACUGAAUCUCUUCAACCUCACCGCCCAGGUGGGCACCGACGUCAUCUUCCGCUGCGUGGACCAGGCCACCGUGUACUCUGCUCUGAACCACGGUGUCUUUCCCAACGCCUGGUUCUACCAAUUUGAGCGGUCCUACCAGACGCCCGGCUUCGAUGUCAAUGCGCCGACAUGCGAUGCGCCCAAGACGAAAGAGCGACCCAAUGGCGACACCCGACUCCCCUACCUGCGCUGCCACUCGGGUGACCUGUACUACGAGUUUGGCACCUUGGGCGAGUCCCGUCUGCCGUAUCGCGACGCGCUCGACCUCGACUUCACCCGGCUCAUCAUGGACUACUGGUCCUCGUUUGUGCGCUCGCAUGACCCCAACCCGUCGGCCGACUAUCUGGAGAAGCGCGGCUACGUCCAGACGAUCGAUCUGAUCCGCAAGAGCGGCCAAUGGCGCCCCGUCGGCAAGAGCAAGCAGGGCUCUGUUCGCCUUCUCGAUGUGCCCCCACGCCAGUCGACCUACCAGCGGCAGCAGCAGUGCGAGGUCGAGGGCUUGCCCGUGGACCUGUACGAGGCAGGAAAGUAA